AUGGAGCCCCUUGCUUCACUGAGUGUCUCUAAAAAAGGCGCCUUGACCUGGGUGGAGAAUUAUGGACUCAAGGAAAAAGCGAAAUGGCUCAAACUUGACGGGCAUAAAUCGACUAAAGCAAGCCCCUACUUCAAGCUGCCCGAUGGUCGCAUUGGUUUUUUCAUCGCCUACCACGCAGUCGUUUUGGGGAACGGAAUCACCGUUUUGCACGAUCUCAGAGACUACCAUGAUUCGAGAAUCUUUACCGGUGCAAGGCCGAUCGAUUCGCCAACAUCCAGCGACGAUGAGAUACCACCCAGUUACGAGGAUGCGAUCGGCGGCGAGUACCAAUAG
Molecule: messenger RNA, 333 nt
Organism: Perkinsus marinus ATCC 50983
Lineage: Eukaryota; Perkinsozoa; Perkinsida; Perkinsidae
Exons: 3
Coding region: 1-333 (110 amino acids)
Source: RefSeq, a predicted model, not a curated record